AUGUCCAACCAUCAAGCACUCGAAGUGUUUUUACAAACACCAAUCAAUUACAAAAUGAUACAAGCAUUGGUCCACAAUACCCUCAAAGUGCUCCCUUGCCCAGAAGACGCGUACCCUUCACCAAAGUCUUCUCCGAACCCUUGCGACACUAAGAAAAAAGCCCCAUCGUUAUUCUCGUUCAUCUCGAGAAUUGUCAAAGAGUCUAGCACCCAUACCGGCACCCUCAUGGCCACCCUAGUGUAUUUGAAAAGAUUACACGAGAAAUUGCCCGCCGACGCCACCGCCCAGGACCCCAGCACCAGGCACCGAAUCUUUUUGGCGUGCUUGAUCUUGAGCGCCAAAUUCCACAACGAUUCGUCGCCUAAAAACAAAGACUGGGCCCAUUUCACCGGGGGGAUAUUUGACAUUUUCGAAGUCAACGAAAUGGAAUCACAAUUAUUGUUUUUGUUGGACUGGGACGUGUCGGUGUCCAACCCCGAUCUUUUUGCAGUGUUGAAAGACUUCCUAGAGCCAAUCAAGCAAGAAAUCAAUAAUAUCGUCAAAUUACAAAACUUCCUUUCGCAUCAACGUCAAUCGCAAACGCGAAAGGAAAAAGUCUCCAAAUUGAAAAAAUCAAUGAGCUUGGCGACAACAACUUCUUUCAAACAGACAUCAAAGUCCAUAGAUACCCAGCAAAAAAUUGCCAGAAGCACCACCGAGCCAAACCUCCUCCAAUACCCACAGUACGAGCCAUCAUCGUCUCCAGAUUCCCCGUCCAUUAUCGUCGUCGGUAAAGCCACCACAGUUAAAAGACUUCAACCACCGGUGUAUAUUUCUCCUUCUUCAAAAAUCACCAAAAACGCCCAACACGAACCAAAGAUCCCCGAUACCCUUCCAUCGCUACCACCUAUCGACAAAAAUCUCAACUCCCAUCAUCCUAAAUCCAAGAAUCUCAACUACCGCAGUGUCCAGUACGCCAGAUCCAUCAACAGUGGGCUUUCUAGUCUUUCUAACAGCUCCAGCAAUGCCAGUCUUGGCAGCACAUUGUCGAAUUCCAGCUCGGUUUCUUCGGUGUUUAGCCAAAACCCAGGGCUUACAAAUUCCGAUUCCUAUUCUUCCUUCUGUGAAUCAGUGUUGGAUGAUUCCGACAAUGAUGAUGAGGAAGAGGAUUACUUCUUACAACCGGUUCCAUUGUCAGAAUCUUCCAGAGAUUUGUUCAAUUGGAAAUACCAACUUGUUGAAAAAAACUUCAAGCCAAAAAUGGCCAAGAAGUUAGAAAUGAACAGACAGCAACACCCAUUAGCGAUCGUCAGUGAUGACUGA
Messenger RNA from Saccharomycopsis crataegensis, 1302 nucleotides. Its product is annotated as cyclin family protein. Lineage: Eukaryota; Fungi; Ascomycota; Saccharomycetes; Ascoideales; Saccharomycopsidaceae. Gene Ontology annotation, cellular component: cyclin-dependent protein kinase holoenzyme complex; nucleus. The record is from RefSeq and is a predicted model, not a curated record. Bases 1 to 1302 code for a protein of 433 amino acids. Gene Ontology annotation, molecular function: protein kinase binding; cyclin-dependent protein serine/threonine kinase regulator activity. The transcript has a single exon. Gene Ontology annotation, biological process: regulation of cyclin-dependent protein serine/threonine kinase activity.